Messenger RNA from Ophidiomyces ophidiicola, 1059 nucleotides. RefSeq names its product Translation machinery-associated protein 46 (gene TMA46). The coding region runs from base 1 to 1059 and encodes 352 amino acids. Gene Ontology annotation, cellular component: cytosol. Gene Ontology annotation, molecular function: mRNA binding; metal ion binding. Gene Ontology annotation, biological process: cytoplasmic translation. The record is from RefSeq and is a predicted model, not a curated record. The transcript is spliced from 4 exons. NCBI's taxonomy places the organism in Eukaryota, Fungi, Ascomycota, Eurotiomycetes, Onygenales, Onygenaceae.
AUGCCGCCAAAAAAGGCAGAACCGGCGAAGAAGAAGAAGGCGACGGUGGAGGACAAGACGUUUGGUAUGAAAAAUAAAAAAGGAGCCACCGCCAAGAAACAAAUAGCACAGCUCCAGGCGCAAGCACAGUCGAACAAGAGCGCAGACCAGAAGAAAAAGGACGCCGAGAAGGAGAGGCGAGAGAAGGAUAAAGCCGCCGCGGAGCUGGCCAAGCGAGAGGCAGCAGAACUUUUCAAGCCAGUUCAGGUACAAAAGGUUCCGUUUGGUGUAGACCCGAAAACAGUUCUAUGCCUGUUCUUUAAGAAGGGAGGCUGUGAAAAGGGAAAAAAGUGCAAAUUCAGCCAUGAUCCUGCAGUGGAACGGAAAGCAGAAAAGAGAGAUUUAUACUCGGAUUCGCGGGAUGGUGAAAAUGAAAAGCAAAACGAUACCAUGGACAACUGGGAUGAGGAGAAACUGCGUAACGUCGUUUUAAGCAAGCAUGGCAAUCCAAGAACUACAACCGACAAGGUCUGCAAAUUUUUUAUUGAGGCUGUUGAGAACCAGAAAUACGGCUGGUUCUGGACAUGUCCAAAUGGAGGGGAUAAAUGCAUGUAUAAACACAGUCUUCCUCCAGGCUUUGUCUUAAAAACUAAGGAGCAAAAGGCGGCUGAGAAGGCCCUUAUGGACAAAUCACCUCUUAAUACACUUACUCUGGAAGAGUUCCUGGAAUCGGAACGCCACAAACUAACAGGGACUCUCACACCUGUUACAGAAGAGUCCUUUGCGAAGUGGAAGCGUGAGCGUCUUGAUAAGAAGGCUGCUGAAGAGGAAGCGCGAAAAGCCAAGGAGGCGACAGGCCGCGCACUGUUCGAAAGUGGAAAUUGGAAGGACUCGGAAGACGAAGAGAGCGAUGACGAGGACGAAAGGCAGGGCGUAUGGAAUUUAGAGGCGAUGCGAAAAGAGACGGAAGAUUUGUUUGACCAGUCAGAGCAAGAUCGUGUUGCGAAGCUGCAAGGCGGCGCAUCUCUCGGCAACGCAGUGGACCCAGGCUCGACGCCUGAAGUAACAGGUGCGGGAUAG